Molecule: messenger RNA, 1249 nt
Organism: Pipistrellus kuhlii (Kuhl's pipistrelle)
Lineage: Eukaryota; Metazoa; Chordata; Mammalia; Chiroptera; Vespertilionidae
Gene: YIF1B
Product: Yip1 interacting factor homolog B, membrane trafficking protein
Exons: 9
Coding region: 110-1039 (309 amino acids)
Biological process (GO): endoplasmic reticulum to Golgi vesicle-mediated transport
Cellular component (GO): endoplasmic reticulum-Golgi intermediate compartment; Golgi membrane; COPII-coated ER to Golgi transport vesicle
Source: RefSeq, a predicted model, not a curated record
GAACGACCGUAACGCCCAUUGGCUGUCGCGUCGCCGGUGGGACGUGGCUACGGGAGCCGGGCGGGCGCCUUUCGAACCGCGGCUAGGGCGGCGACGGAAGCAACGAAGGAUGCAUCCAGCUGGCUCCGCUGCGGCGGGGACUCCCCGGCAGCCCUCAAAGCGGAGGAUCCCUGUGUCCCAUCUGGGCAUGGCUGACCCCCACCAGCUUUUUGAUGACACAAGUUCGGCUCAGAGCCAGGGCUAUGGAGCCCAGCGGGGACCCAGCGGCCUGGGCUACCCUACAGCUUCUGCCUCGCCCCAGGCAGCCUUCCUAGCUGAUCCUGUGUCCAACAUGGCCAUGGCCUAUGGGAGCAGCCUAGCCGCACAGGGCAAGGAGCUGGUGGAUAAGAAUAUCGACCGCUUCAUCCCUGUCACCAAGCUCAAGUAUUACUUCGCCGUGGACACCCUGUACGUGGGCAAAAAGCUGGGCCUGCUCUUCUUCCCCUACCUGCACCAGGACUGGGAGGUGCAGUACCAGCAGGACACCCCAGUGGCCCCCCGCUUUGAUGUCAACGCUCCGGACCUCUACAUUCCAGCUAUGGCUUUUAUCACCUACGUCUUGGUGGCUGGCCUGGCACUGGGAACCCAGGAUAGGUUCUCCCCAGACCUUCUAGGGUUACAGGCCAGCUCGGCGUUGGCCUGGCUGACACUGGAGGUGCUGGCCAUCCUGCUCAGCCUCUACUUGAUCACUGUCAACACUGACCUCACCACUAUCGACCUGGUUGCCUUCUUGGGCUACAAAUAUGUUGGGAUGAUUGGUGGGAUCCUCAUGGGCCUGCUCUUUGGAAAGAUUGGCUACUACCUGGUGCUGGGCUGGUGCUGCAUGUCGAUCUUUGUGUUCAUGAUCCGGACGCUGCGGCUGAAGAUCCUGGCGGAGGCUGCGGCUGAGGGAGUCCCCGUGCGCGGAGCGCGGAACCAGCUGCGCAUGUACCUGACCAUGGCUGUGGCGGCAGCGCAGCCUCUGCUCAUGUACUGGCUCACCUUCCACCUGGUGAGGUGAGGGCGGUGCGCCGCCUAAUUGCUGCUCCAGGCGCCUCAUCUCCCGACCACCUGCCGCCAUCUCUGGGCCACCUGCCAGCUCCAUCUUUGCCUGGCCCCCCAGCCUGAGAUGCUCUGCCCCGCUCCCACCCCAGUUGGAGAUCCCCUGGGGCACUAGCUGCCCCUCAGCAGGCAGCCUCUGUUCUGGAAACAAUAAACCUUGGUGAGCCCA